Messenger RNA from Drosophila ananassae, 563 nucleotides. Its product is annotated as outer dense fiber protein 3-like protein 2. The transcript has 2 exons. NCBI's taxonomy places the organism in Eukaryota, Metazoa, Arthropoda, Insecta, Diptera, Drosophilidae. The coding region runs from base 200 to 439 and encodes 79 amino acids. The record is from RefSeq and is a predicted model, not a curated record.
GAUCACAUUAUCCUUGACAUCAGUUUGUCAAAUUGUUUUAUGCUUUUCUACCAGACUUUUAUAUCGUAUCCCAACACCUCUCGGUAAACACAGACAAGUGUAGAUUCAAAAUUCAUAUUUUGAAACUGAUUUUCAUUAUUUCGAAAAAUAACAAAUAUAAAAUCGUGUAGAGUAUUUUUAUUAUAGAUAAUUUUAUAAAAUGUCUGGAAAUUUGGGACCUGGACCAGGAGCCUAUAUGCUACCUAGCAGCUUUGGUCAGCGCGGGCCGCAAUACUCCUUUGGCCGCCGCAUCGAUCGCAAACGCUUUGAGAAGCCCGGACCUGGACCAGCUGCCUACAGAAUCGACAAGGUAACCCGAUAUGGAAAAUCCGAUGGCCAACACUUCUCAAUGCUGGAGCGGCUUCCCCUGCGGAAGCCCAUGCCCAUCAGGUACCAGUAGAGCUUCAAUGUACCAAUGUUACCAAUGAUGAUUUUAAGUCGGCGAUGGAGAUGCAUAUUGCUGUGUGAUUGCAGUCCAUAUGACUGCCAAAUAGAUUAAAGCCGUGUGUUCUGAAGUCAACCCA